Molecule: messenger RNA, 270 nt
Organism: Dibothriocephalus latus
Lineage: Eukaryota; Metazoa; Platyhelminthes; Cestoda; Diphyllobothriidea; Diphyllobothriidae
Source: the annotation of a GenBank genome assembly
UACAACGAGGGGGAUUUUCUGCGAGACUUCCGUUAUGCACAGGGCGUGGACCCAACGCCUUUGGAGGACACUUGGAAGUCCAUUGGUCUGGCCAACUUCAAUCGUUCGCAAAUUGGACGGAUUCUGAAGAUCUGUCGUAUCCGACCGCAGAUGCUUCAAGUGGAACUGCACCUCCACUUUAUGAACCAAGAUCUGGUGGAGUAUGCAAAGUCAGUUGGCCUUCAGGUGACAAGCUUUGCAACUCUCGGCUCGCCCGGACUAGUUGGGUAA